Messenger RNA from Cricetulus griseus (Chinese hamster), 1210 nucleotides. NCBI's taxonomy places the organism in Eukaryota, Metazoa, Chordata, Mammalia, Rodentia, Cricetidae. The record is from RefSeq and is a predicted model, not a curated record.
GGGGAGCUCCUGAGCCCUUGCCGCUGUGACGGCUCAGUGCGCUGUACACACCAGCCCUGCCUCAUCCGCUGGAUCAGUGAGAGGGGCUCCUGGAGCUGUGAACUCUGCUACUUCAAGUACCAGGUCCUGGCCAUCAGCACCAAGAACCCACUGCAGUGGCAGGCCAUCUCCCGGACUGUGAUUGAGAAGGUCCAGAUUGCUGCCAUAGUUCUGGGCUCCCUGUUCCUCGUCGCCAGCAUCUCCUGGCUCAUCUGGUCCUCACUUAGCCCUUCAGCCAAGUGGCAGCGCCAGGACCUGCUCUUCCAGAUCUGCUACGGCAUGUACGGCUUCAUGGAUGUUGUCUGCAUAGGCCUCAUCGUUCAUGAAGGCUCUUCUGUCUACCGCAUCUUCAAGCGCUGGCAGGCAGUGAACCAACAGUGGAAGGUCCUGAAUUAUGACAAGACCAAGGACAUAGGAGGAGAUGCAGGGGGAGGGACAGCAGGGAAGCCAGGCCCCAGGACCUCACGGACCAGCCCCCCUGCCGGGGCCCCCAGCCGGCCCCCAGCUGCCCAGCGCAUGCGGACGCUCUUGCCUCAGCGCUGUGGUUAUACAAUCCUGCAUCUCCUUGGACAGCUACGGCCACCAGAUGCCCGGUCCAGCUCUCAUUCAGGACGAGAGGUUGUCAUGAGGGUCACCACAGUUUGACCUGGACUCCAGGGCCAGGGAUCUCAAGUCAGAGUGACAGCCAGAGACGAGCUCUCCUGGCUGCUGGAGGUACGACCUAGACAAAGUGUUUGGGGCACAGUGGCCCCACCACUGAGGAUCUCUGUGGACAGCCUCAAGCUUGGAGACAUUGUCUGGCCUCUACUGCCCACGGGGUAGAGACACCUGGAUGACAUUCCAACUCCCACUGAUACCGCCUCAUACUCAUCUUGAGGAUGGCCAGCAGGCAAGCAGGGAGAACAGCUUUUCUUCUUGGAGAGAACCAUCUUUACCUCAGCUCUAGGGCCUCCAGUCCCCUGGCUCCACCAUGGUGACUUGGUAAAGGGAGACCAAUGCCAGAAUAAAAAGGGGCUGUAGACUCCCCCAUUCCCCACCCCAUGGCCACAGGGCAUCUGGCAAUAAGACUCGUAAACAUUGACCUCCCGUUCCCUGCAUGAGGGCGGGGGACCUCCCCCCUGCACCACCCCCCAUUGCAUGGGGGAAGGGCAUAAAGAAUCAUUUAUAUGCA